AUGGCUAUUACACGGACUAUCGCCAACCACUACCCGCGUCUUCGAGAACUACACUCUUGCGGUCCGACCACGCUGGAGGUCGUUGCAGUGGUCCCUGAGCAUACUGUUCAUGCCGUCCGCGAUCGAGAGGUGGACUUGCAGCAAAAGGUGGUCCUGGCUAGGACUCGGUACCAUCAGUUCAACAGUAUCCAAAAGAUCCGAAUGGAGAAAUACACCUUACAUGUCCGUGAAGCAGUUAUCCAGUCCGUUCUAUCUAUCACUGUCAACAUGCGCCAAGUGAGCGAACCGGCGAUUUGUCUGAGCGAGAUGUCUGUUGUUCACGAAUCUACAUGGACGAUGCUCAAGGAGUUCUACCGCCGACUUCGAGCCCUAUCAGAGAUGGAGGUCUUGAAUCUAGGGAUCAAGUCCAAAGAGUCGCAGUGGUUAAAUGAGCGCGGUCAGGAGAGGAUCGCAGUCGGCACCAGAACCAUUACGCGGACCCCGCAGGAUAACGGCAGAAGCGACGACGACGAUGAUGGUGUUAUUGGCGGAGGUUGGACUUUGAAAGAUGACGAUCCUAAUACCCGCAGAGGCGACUUGGAUGAACUCGACACUAGCGCCAUGGAUGCCUCCUUCCCGGGCUUUUGUCCUUGGGCGAUGAGGCUACAGGAAUACUAA
Molecule: messenger RNA, 657 nt
Organism: Linnemannia hyalina
Lineage: Eukaryota; Fungi; Mortierellomycota; Mortierellomycetes; Mortierellales; Mortierellaceae
Source: the annotation of a GenBank genome assembly